AUGGGUUCGAAACUUGCAUUUGGUUGGGCUUGCUUGUUAACAUCUUUGAUGGUAUUGGUUACCGGAGUUCGAGGCCAAAUCAAGUUUUUCAACGUGAUGAACUACGGCGCAGUUGCAGAUGGAGCAACCGAAAACAGUGAGGCAUUUCUGAAGGCAUGGAAGGAAGCAUGUGAAUGGAAGGGAUCGGAAAUGGCUAGGGUUUUGAUCCCGAAUGGAACAUACAUGGUGAGCUCAGUGAGGUUUGAGGGUCCAUGCAAGGGCCGGAUAGCCGUUGCGAUUAAAGGGGUUCUCAAGGCUCCUGCUAAUCCAUCCAAGUUCUCAACUGAUAGUUGGAUAAACUUUCGAUAUGCUGACCAUUUGACAGUCAGCGGUGGCGGCACCUUGGACGCCCAAGGAAAGGUAGCUUGGGCCUUCAAUGACUGCAACAAGAAUUCUAAUUGUCAUACCCUACCUACCACAAUAAGAUUUGAUUUUGUGACCAACUCUCGGAUUCAUCACUUGAGGUCCAUCGACAGUAAGAACAGCCAUGUCGUGGUAUUCGGUUGUGGGAAUGUGAAUAUCAGUCAUGUCAGAAUAUCCGCUCCGGCCGAUAGCCCCAACACCGAUGGGAUCAAAAUCGGAAGCUCCUACGACAUCACAAUCUCGCGUUCCACAAUCGGUACCGGCGAUGACUGUAUAGCCAUUCUGUCCGGAGCUAGAAACCUCUAUAUUUCUAAGGUUUUUUGUGGACCUGGGCAUGGAAUAAGCGUCGGGAGCCUCGGCAAAAACGACGGAGACAAUGUUAAUGGAGUUUUCGUAAGAAACUGCACCUUUCGCGGCACUUCUGAUGGAGUGAGAAUCAAAACAUGGGCUACUCCAUCCCUCGGUAAAGCUUCCAAUUUUAUAUUUGAAGACAUUUUCAUGAAUCAGGUCGCCAAUCCCAUCAUUAUUGAUCAAGAAUAUUGCCCCUACCCCCCUUGCGCUCAACAGCCCUCUCUUCUGCAAAUCAGCAAUGUGACAUACAGAAAUAUCUGGGGAAGUUCGAGUGCCAAAGUCGCAGUUACUCUCCGAUGCAGCGAAAGCAGGCCAUGCAAAAACGUAACGAUGGAGAAAAUCAAUUUGGCUUACGAUGGCCAAGACGGUCCUGCCAGCUCGUCGUGCUCUCAUGUCAAUGGCCUCUCGAUUGGGCAUCAAAGCCCUGGCCCUUGCAUAUAG
Alnus glutinosa is the source of this 1194-nucleotide messenger RNA. Its product is annotated as exopolygalacturonase-like. The record is from RefSeq and is a predicted model, not a curated record. Bases 1 to 1194 code for a protein of 397 amino acids. NCBI's taxonomy places the organism in Eukaryota, Viridiplantae, Streptophyta, Magnoliopsida, Fagales, Betulaceae. Gene Ontology annotation, biological process: carbohydrate metabolic process. Gene Ontology annotation, molecular function: polygalacturonase activity. The transcript has 4 exons.